UGUGAAAGUUUCGCCUGACGAUGACUCGGUGUUUUAAAUCUGCGCAGUAGAUAUAUUAAUAAGUGUCACAGAAAUUUAUUGUAGUAAUUAGUGCAUUCAAUUCAAACGAAAGUCAUUGCUAACUUUACGGAGGUGUAUCUUAAUGGUUUAAGUUUCAUUAGAGGUGAUAAUCUGUUAUAAUGUUUUCAACAGGACCAAAUUACUCAAAAUUGAAAACAAAUCUACGUCUUGCAAUAAAUCGUUUAAAGUUACUCGAGAAGAAGAAGACGGAACUAGCUCAGAAAGCACGGAAAGAGAUUGCUGAUUAUAUAUCCAGUGGAAAAUAUGAAAGGGCGAAAAUUCGUGUCGAACAUAUUAUUCGAGAAGACUACCUAGUUGAAGCUAUGGAAGUGGUAGAAAUGUAUUGCGACUUGCUUUUAGCUAGAUUCGGACUAAUACAACAGAUGAAGUCACUUGAUGAAGGAUUGGCUGAGGCAAUCUCUAGCCUUCUGUGGGUGACACCUCGACUCCAGACUGAUGUAGCUGAGCUGAAGACUAUCUCGGACCUGUUGACUUCAAAGUAUGGAAAACCUUAUGCUCAGGCUGCAUGUGAGAAUGCAUUAAACACAGUUAAUGAGAAACUUGUUCACAAACUCAGUGUUCAAGCUCCUUCCAGAUUACUUGUGGAGAAGUAUUUAAUAGAAAUUGCCAAGAGUCAUGAUGUACCUUAUGAACCUGAUAUUGAUGUCAUGAAGGAGGAAGAAGCAAUGGCUGAAGAAGCAUCCCAUAGCAACUUGAUACAUUUUGAUAGUGAUAGCAGUGGUCCUAAUUAUCCUCCAGGAGGAGGAGGGAUGGGUGGUGGAGGAAUGAACUAUCCUCCCAUGCAGUACCCAGCCAACCAUCCAGCACCUCAGCCUUUCCAAUACCCACCAACACAAAUGAAAAACCCCAAUGCAGCCCCACCACUGCCAAAUGUCCCUCCAAGUAGACCAUAUCCUUCUUUAAAUACACCAAUUGGCUUCAACUUGCCCCCCAACAUUGAUUUCAGUCCUGCUCCUCCAUAUGACAGUGUUGUUAGCAGUAAGCCUGAAAAAGUAAAGAAUCAGAAGGAUUUUGAACAAGUUAAACCUGAGCUUGCACCAAGGACAAAAUUUCCGGUUGACACAUUACCUGAACUGCCUUCUGUCCCAACAGAUAGCCUUCCGAACUUCGAUGCUUCACCUAAUGCAAAGGCUGGGAAUGAUUCUGUGGAUUUUGAUGAUCUAGCCAAGCGCUUUGAUGAACUUAAAAAGCGCAAGUAAUAGAUAAACAAAAGUUAAUCUAUGUUUUGUUCUGUUGAUCCUACUUUUAUAUUUUUCUUCAGUAUUCUAAGAAACUUCUAUACACCUAAUACCUAGUUUUAUACAGACUGGGAAAAUGAUAGAUAAAAGAGCUUUGCUUUUAAUUGUUUUUAUCGUGGCUGAAAAUUCUAGUUUUUCAGUAGGUCUUGCUACCAAGAUGUUUAAAUUUCAUGCUUAUUUGUACCUAUUAUUGUUUGUAAAAGAGUAGUUUAAAUUAUUAUACCAAAUCACAUAUUGCUAGAUUUGUUUAUAAUUUGAUUAACUUUAGUUUUAAGUUGUUUUUAACUUAAUUAUUUAGAAUAUCUGUAAAUGUAGUUAUUGAAAUCAUAAAGUUUAUCAUUAGCAAAAAAAGUUUCUUAAAUGUGAAAUGCAUUAAACUUAAUAAGCAUAAAGGUAGAUUGUGAAUUUUUAAGACAGGAUUGUGUGACACUGAAGAAGAUCGAUACAAAUAUCUGUUUGGUGUACAGGUAAAAAUCUGUGAUUUUAUAUAAAAUUGUUAAUAUCUGGAUGCAUUAUUGUAUUGCGUUUUCUGUUGAAAUUAAUAACAUCCAUGUAUUAAAGAUUUCUUGUAAUUAAAAUUAUGUUGUAAAGAGAAAAUAAAAUGGCUGAUCGUGGGAUCGCGUGGUUGCUUACAAA
Molecule: messenger RNA, 1955 nt
Organism: Limulus polyphemus (Atlantic horseshoe crab)
Lineage: Eukaryota; Metazoa; Arthropoda; Merostomata; Xiphosura; Limulidae
Product: IST1 homolog
Exons: 4
Coding region: 180-1280 (366 amino acids)
Biological process (GO): protein transport
Source: RefSeq, a predicted model, not a curated record